CAGAAACCCAGACGGGGGAAGCCGGAAUAAUAUAAGAACUUGAAAAACUACUAAAAACCCACAAAAUCCAAACCCCACUUUUCUCUCCUAUUAUACGAUCAUAGAUUUUUUUCCCCGCGCAGUAGUGGGAAUUUUCUGCAGUUCGAGCUUCUUCAAAAAUCCAGCCGAUUUUUCUGUUUGGUUUAAUCGGUUUUGGGGGUUUUUGGAGAUUCCUUGAACAUCGACAGUACGAUCGCUUCGGCCGAUCGUCCAGUUUCAAGGGGAAGACGAUACUGAUUCUGCUUCUCCGAAGAAGAAGAAUAAGGGUUUGUUUGUGUUCUGGUUUCUGGUGCGAGCGAAGUGGUUCGCUGAAUCUGGUUUAUGGGUUUUGUUUCUUGUUUCUGAUUGGAAUGAUGCUGGAUUUUAGGGAAGAUGAUGAUUGGAAGUAGGGUUUUGGGUUUCCCUUUUAGGGCUGGCUCUGAGAAGCCAAUAAUGGAGGAAGCCGAAGCUUGCUAUUACAAAGAGAAUGGCGAUGAUGUUGACCCUGACAUUACUCUCUCUUACAUUGACGAGAGGAUUCAAUGUCUUCUUGGUCAUUUUCAAAAGGACUUCGAAGGUGGAUUUUCAGCUGACAACUUAGGGUCGAAGUUUGGUGGUUAUGGCUCAUUUCUGCCUACAUAUGAACGCCUUCCUUCCAUUCGACCACAUACGAUAAAGCAACAAAGCCACUGCAAUGCAGUGCCAUCACCAGAUAAUGUGCCCUUGGAGGGUUCUUUUCAAAAUUUAAAAGCUCCACCACCUGAGAGGCCAGAAGCUAUUUCCUCUCGCAAUUCAAGAGAAACUUCUGGUAGUAUCGCUGGGAGACUAGACUCGUGCUUGCCAUCUACUGAAGUUACUAAUAGUAAUAGUUACCCUCCGAAACAUGAAACUUUAAGCAUAUUAGGCAAUCCGACGAAUAACAGAACACUUAAAGUUCGAAUUAAAGUUGGUUCUGACAAUAAUGCAUUGAAAAAUGCAGCAAUAUACAGUGGCCUUGGACUUGACGACUCUCCAAUGUCAUCAUCAGAGAACAGCUCUGAUGUAAGUGAAGGGAUGCUGCCGAUAUCUCAAAGCCUCGCGGAUGAGUUUCCAGCUAAGAUAAUUGAGGAAAUGACCUCUUUUGCAGUGCCUCACGGAGUAUUGAUAUCACCUCUUCAUGAUAGCCUACUUUCCUUGCCAAGCAAGGAAAAACCUUUCCAAGAAACCAAACCCAUGAUUUCCCUUGAGGAUCAAAAAGAUGUUUUGGCCAAGAUAGUCGGUGAGAAAACUUCAAUGCAAAAAGAAAGAAACUUGGUUAAGAAGACGAGAAAGGAGGUCGGGCACAGAGAAAGGCAGGCCAAUUUAAAGAACGAAGUUCAUGCUUGUCUUGGCGAGGAGAAGACUACUAUAAUACAUGGAAAAUCAGAUAGUGAGGCUCUUGAAGGCAAAGAUUUCCCUCCUAAUGAGUUGCAAUGCAGACCUGUUUCCGACUCGAACCAUGGCUUGCGUAAUUUGAAGCUGUCUUGUAGUGCAUCUGAUGUUUCAAUUUGCAAGAAAGAGGAUAGAUUAGAAGGCAGAUUUAAGGAGUCGAAUUUGGAGACAACAUCCGGACAAGAUUGUUUGAAGAGUGGUAGUAAGCUGAGAAUUAAGGCUGGAAAGGCUUUGGAACAAAAGAAGACUGUCAAAAUCUCUGCCUCGUUGGAAGUUCCCUCAUCAUUGGAAGAUCAAUCUGAGGGAACUAUGUGCAAUGCUUACUUAAAGCCACAAAAUAAGAAUCUUUCUCGUAAAGCUACAUUACAUGAAACAGAUAACGACAAAGUAUCUAUUAAGAUAGAAAAGUCUGGAACUAUUGGCAAGAAUAAAUUGAUAGUGCUACAGAAUGUUUGUGGGAAAACAGCUAGUUCAUUUGAGGAAGGCAUCAAGAUUGGAAGUGGAGCACCAAAAGGUAGAAAAGACACUGAUUCUGAUACUCCUGAUUUUGAAAAUAAAAGGCACAGGUUCAAACUACAUAGCGAUGAGAAAGUAGGAGCAAACAAUAGGGUUGUAAUUGAGAGGGCUUCAGGUGACUUGCGAAAGGUCAGAGGCCUGGAUGACAGUGGAACCGAAAAGUUCAAGUAUCGGAAUGAAACAAAGGAAAGACAGAAGGGUAGCAGAAUGGAUGUUCAUUUGUGUGGAGCAUCUGUUAAAGAUGGUCAAGGUGCUCGUCCUCUUGUCAUCGACAAUGACCCAGGUUCGAAGAUGGUUGAACCAUCAGUGGUGGUUCCUGUACACGUACAACAUUGGGUAUGCUGCGACAGUUGUCAGAAGUGGCGCCUUCUGCCCUUUGAAUCAAAGCCAGAACAACUUCCUGAAAAAUGGCUGUGUAGGAUGCUCGAUUGGCUGCCUGGUAUGAACAGGUGUGACAUUGAGCAAGAUGAGACAACGAGGAUGUUCUAUGCCUUGUACAAGCUGCCAAUGCCUGAGAGUGGAGAUGCUAUACAGAUCCAUGCCAAUGAACCAGCAUCAGGUGAUGCUAUAAAUCAGGGAAAAAGGAAAGAAACUUUGAAGGUAACACAAAAUCCAGUUAGCAGUAUUGGUCAGACACAUGUCAAAAGUUCUCAGAAAAACCAGCAGCAGGAGUCCAGGAAAAGAAAAAGUCUUAAUGGCUUGAGUAAUCCUCAAAAUCAGUUGAGAAGUUCAAUAGAUCAAUCUUCUAGUGAACUGCACAACAUGGCAGAGGGAAAUAACAGGGAUAAACUGAAAGAAAAAUCCAUUGAUAGAGUUAAUUGUGAGCAAUCAAAAAGAAAAAACAAGAAACCUGAAGAAAAUCGUCUUCAUUUUGAAGCUGUUAAGCACUCCAAGAUGGAAGACAUGUGCUCUGUUGAUAAUCGUCAAGACUUCAAUGUGGACAUUGGAAAAUUGGGUUCUAGUUCAAAUUCUGGAUUGACAAAUAUGGAAGGUGGGGAAGGUAUGCUGAAGCAUGGCGACAUUGGUUUGACGAAGCACGACAAAUUCAAAACAGUGAAUAAAAGGCAAAUUUCAUCGAAGAAACAGGGAAAACCAGCUGAAAUCUCCUCUGUUGAUCAAGUAAGUGGUAAAAGUGACGGUUGCACGAAGAAAAGGAAACUGAAGGAUUGGCAGGAUGAUCAAAACUCUCAUAAUAGCGCACUACAUGUGAAGGAAGAAAAUUGUGAAGGACUGAAGAAAAAAAGAAAGUUCCAUGUGUCGAAUGAUACCCAUAAACGUAAAGGUGAUUUUAACUCAAAGAGAGAAGGGGGAACUACACAGUUUUCUGCAUCAGGUAGUGGGAAUGAUUUCACUAAUGGUGUGGAAGAAAUCAGCAAGGAUAAGGGACUGAAAAUGCAAAAGAAGAUUAUUUAUAAACAAACAUCAGUUGGUCAGGAGUCAUUGAAGAGAAAUUUAGGUGCUCGACAAGUUUCACAUCUACCUAAAACCAAAUUUGGAGUAAAAGUUUCUACUGCUGAAUCGGUUUCAUCAUCUCCCAUGAGGACAUCCAGCCUUGAUCUAUUUGGAGGGGAAAAAGAGGAUAUUACCUCUAAUAUUCACUCCGACACCAGAAGCAAGAAAAUCAAACCUUCACCUGGAGUUCAACACCAUUUUGUCACUGCUGAUGCUAAUGCUUUUCAGCAACCUAGAUUGUGCAAUAAUCAUAUAGAUGACAGCAUGGAACCCAGCCACAAGAAACUCAAGAAAGUAUUCCCUAAUAAGGAGCUUUCCACAGAGAAUAAGGAUCUCUUUCUGACUUCCAAUGAGAAAGACAAAAGUGUCUUGUCUGAUGUAGAAUUAGACAAGGCAAAGGCUUCUGAUGGAAUUUCCAAGCAUUCAAAGAAGAGCAUGAUACGCGAGCCAGAGGUUGAUUCCUACCAUGUUUCACCUUGUCCGGAUGGGGUGGGUGAAAUUGAACAAAAUAUUCCUAGAAAGCGCGGUACUAAGUUGACUAGAAAAGAGAAGAUUCAUGUUGGCGCUGAAGGAUUCGAAACCCCUCACAAUAUCAAGGGCCAUGAUGUUGAAGACCAGAGACCAGGUACUGUAAUUCAAUCAAAUAGAGCAGUUAUAAUUCAGAAUAAAAGUGGUCUGAGAACUGUAGAAACGAAGGAUGGAAAAUCAAAAUGCUCCUUGUCCUCAGGAGAUGAAUCCAAAGGAGAAACAUUGCAUCUUGGUGGUGACCCUCAACAAGUUUCUCUUAUGGCGGGCGAUUCUCAUCAGCUUAUUGUUGUUGCCCCUAAAAGCGAUGAUGCAGUAGAGUCGAAGACAUUAAAAAACUUAGGGAAUGCUGCUAACAAGAAUGGAAUUAGCCUUAGAUAUCAAACACCUGAUCAACAGGGAUCUAGAGAAGUUAAUGCUUCAAAUCCUGACAGAAAAAAAUCCUCCAAUCAGACUGCUUGUAAUGUAUUGGAAGAAACCAAAUGUCUUAGAGACCAUGCGGAUCGCCUCAAGCGUUACGGAUACAGUUUUGAAAGUAAUGAGGCUUUCUUCCAAUCUGCUCUGGAGUAUCUUCAUGGGGCAUUCCUUCUAGAGACUCAUAGUAAUGCAAGUGGCAAGAAUGGGGAUUUGACUCACAUGCAGGUCUAUGGUAUUACAGCUGAACUGUGCAAGAUCUGUGCCCAUGAAUACGAAAGACGUCAGGAAAUGGCUGCAGCAGCUUUGGCUUAUAAAUGUAUUGAAGUAGCAUACAUGAGAAUAGUUUACCAUAAACAUACAAGUAUCAAUGGAGAUCGCAACGAGAUGCACCCAUCGUUUCGUACAAUUGUUCAAGGUGAAUCUCCAUCUUCUUCUGCAUCAGAUGUUGAUAACUUGAACAAUCAAGCAGCAAUGGAUAAGGAUACUAUUGACAAAGUUGGUGGUUCCCAUGUUGCUGGAAAUCACAUCGCAAAUGCUGGAAGCUGCACGAGUUUUCUUUGGCUGCUCGACUCCACACGCGAUAUUAAUUUAGCCAUGGAGGCCGUGAAAAAAUCUCGAAAUGCAUUUGCGGCAGCUGGUUCACAUGUUAGUGAUGCAAAGAAUGUGACUCAUCUUGCAUCGGUUAAAAAGGCAAUUGAUUUCAGCUUCCAAGAUGUGGAGGAACUCAUACAGUUGGUUCGGGUUGCUUUGAAGACGAUAACUCACUCGGUUUCUGGCAGUGGUAGAGAUUAGGUCAACCAUGUAAAUAGUUAUUUUUCUUGGAUUAUUCUUCCAAGGGGGUGAUCAGUUGAGAAAGCUGAGGAAACUUGACUGCAACCCUAAACUGGUUUUGGUAGCUUUUAGGAUGUCGACCGUUGCAGAAUCGACUUACACAGUUCGCUUCUUACCGAUAGUUCUGUACAAAAGUGAGAUCGAUUAGGAAAUUCAAAAUGUGUAUUUUUAAGUUAUUGAGCUGAGGAUUUUUUUUUUUUUUUUUUUUGGUCCUUUUGUUUUCCUUCACCCUCUUGAAGGUCAUGUAAAGGCUUCGUGAUAUCUUAGCUCCUAAAAGUGGAGCUCAAGUAAAAAAAAAGAGAAAAAAAGAAAAGAAAAAGAAGUUGCAUUUCAUUAGGCAACCAUA
Molecule: messenger RNA, 5515 nt
Organism: Momordica charantia (bitter melon)
Lineage: Eukaryota; Viridiplantae; Streptophyta; Magnoliopsida; Cucurbitales; Cucurbitaceae
Product: cysteine-tryptophan domain-containing zinc finger protein 3
Molecular function (GO): zinc ion binding
Source: RefSeq, a predicted model, not a curated record